Molecule: messenger RNA, 1705 nt
Organism: Belonocnema kinseyi
Lineage: Eukaryota; Metazoa; Arthropoda; Insecta; Hymenoptera; Cynipidae
Gene: Agxt
Product: serine--pyruvate aminotransferase, mitochondrial
Exons: 7
Coding region: 164-1360 (398 amino acids)
Cellular component (GO): peroxisome
Molecular function (GO): L-alanine:glyoxylate transaminase activity; L-serine:pyruvate transaminase activity
Source: RefSeq, a predicted model, not a curated record
GACGUAUAAGCGCAGAGGCUUCUCAAUUGCUUGAUCGUGCGGAGUGAAGAAUGUUAUCACGUCGUUGAACAAUAGUUUGCACUUUUGUGUAAAUAAAAUAAUGUAAAUUUAUGUUUAUUGAGAAGAGUGCGUGUUAAAAGAUAUAUCUUAAUACAUAACAAAAAUGUCGACGGAAUGGGAUCAAUGUGCUGUGCAUCUCAAACCGCCUCGAGAAUUAUUCAAGCACAUUGUAGUACCUCAAAGGACUCUAAUGGGUCCUGGACCAAGUAAUUGUUCUAAACGAGUUUUAAAUUCACUUAAAGAACCCGUUCUUGGACAUUUACAUCCUGAAAUUUGCAAGAUGAUGGAUGAAAUUAAGGCUGGACUACAAUACGCCUUCCAAACUAAAAACAGGCUCACCUUAGCACUGAGUGCAUCAGGUCAUGGAGGGAUGGAAGCUUCUCUCGGGAACCUACUUGAACAGGGUGAAACCAUUCUGAUCAUCAAAAGUGGAAUUUGGGGAGAAAGAGCUGCCGAUAUGGCUGACCGGCUUGGACUAAAAGUUCACUUGCUGACCACCGAAUUGGGUGACGGGUUUACACUCGGCCAACUGGAGUCAGCCUUACAACUAUUCCUACCAAAAGUGGUUUUUAUAACUCACUCUGAAUCAUCCACUGGUCUUGUUCAAUCAUUGAAAGGUGUCGGAGCUCUUGUACACAGAUAUAAUGCGUUGCUCAUUGUCGACACCGUUGCUUCGCUAGGGGCAGAACCAUUUUUUGCUGAUGCUUGGGAAGUUGAUGUGGUUUACACAGGAAGUCAAAAAUGUCUUGGAGCGCCACCUGGAAUUACACCAAUCUCUUUCAGCCCACUAGCUGAAAAAAAGAUACGCAAUAGAAAAACGAAAGUGCCGGUCUUUUAUUGGGACAUGACAAUCCUAGGAAACUAUUGGGCUUGUUUUGGUAAUCCAAGGCCUUAUCAUCACACAAUAAGCGCUACUUUGGUUUACGGUCUACGUGAAGCGCUUGCACAGUUAGCUGAAGAAACACUACCCGCUUCGUGGGUAAGGCAUGCGAAUGCCACGAAAAAACUUCAUUGUGGGUUGAAGGAUCGUGGAUUUGAAUUUUAUGUUAAAAAUCCAGAAAAUCGACUUAAAACAGUUACAGCUAUUAAAGUUCCACCAGGAAUCGACGCAAAAGUAGCCACAACAUACGCCAUGGAGAGACAUAACGUAGAAAUUGCUGGAGGCCUUGGACCCACUCAGGGAAAAAUAUUUCGCAUUGGUCUGAUGGGAGUUAAUGCCACAGCCUACCACGUCGAUCUUGUCCUUCGUGUUCUCGAUGAUAGUAUCAAACACGCAAAAACUCUGUCGUCUAAUUUGUAAAGUUAUUGUAAUAAAGUCAACUAUAUUGUAAUAAUUAGGCUAUAAUAAAUAAAUUAAAAUAACAAAUACUGAUAGUCAAGAAGAAUAAGAAAAACUGUUCAUAGCACAAACUGCACAAGUUAGAAGCUUACCUAAAAAACGGCUUAGAAAAACUUUCUUUAUGUGCAUUAUAACAGAAAAUGUAAAAGGGAAUAUACUUAUAAUGUUUGAAAUAUUAUUUGUAAAAGUACAAAACUUACAAACAUUACAAAACUUAGAAACGAGAAUACUGUAAGAUACAAUACAAAAUGCCACAGACAUUAUCACGAUUGUUUAUUCACUAAAACCAUCGAUAUCAACAUUCAA